Molecule: messenger RNA, 795 nt
Organism: Colletotrichum siamense
Lineage: Eukaryota; Fungi; Ascomycota; Sordariomycetes; Glomerellales; Glomerellaceae
Exons: 6
Coding region: 1-795 (264 amino acids)
Source: RefSeq, a predicted model, not a curated record
AUGUCGCCCUUCCCCAUCGUAUCUGCAGUCUGGUCAUGGUCUGACGAGUUCAUGGCAACGGAGCAGCUGCUUCUUUCCAAGAAACUUCUGGACAGUGGACUCGACAUUCAGGAAGAGGUCGGAGUUCAACAUCCUUUCUACCACCCCGAUAGCACCGAAAUCGCACCGCACCAUCGAUCCUCUUUCAACAUGCGCAUCGCCAACUUCAUCGCUCUUUCCGCCCCCUUGGCGUUCAUGGCUCAAGCCCUCAAGGCUCCCAUUGAAGGGUACGAUGUCUGGGAGCCCGAGUGGGAUAUUGAUGGUGAACACUUCAACGGCUCUGUCCAAGAAGUUGUUCGUCAGCUUGAGGCCAUGAGACCUGAGAUGGUACACGCUUUGCACCUUGAAGCAAACUAUUCUUCUGUUCUGGCCAACGACCCGACGGAUCCGUUGCCUCUGGGAGACUUUGACGUUCAGUGUCAGAAACUCCACGAAGCAAGUGUGUCAGCAUGGUGGGAAGGUGUCAAGUACUUGCGCAAGGUUCCCGGCAAACCCGUGGGAGGUCCUGGUCCGGGAAGCUGUGGCCGUGUCAGUUGCUCCUGGAACAUGGGUAUCUGGUUCUGCAAUGAUGAUACAAAGCAGAAGGUUCUUGACACCUAUCGCCACAUUGCCGAUGGCGCAGAAGCUGCCUACCGGAAGUGCACUGGGCCGCCGUACUUCGAAUACUUGGCCAGUGGGCAAGCCUUUCACAAAACCGACAAAUGGAAUGUUAUGGCUCAAGCUGUCGACACCGGGGAUGAGAGCCAACGGUGCUGA